CAGAUCACCUGCGGAUGGAUUUUAAAAACGCGAAUCAAGUGGAGGCAGACGGACAUGAAUCAGCUGUUGGACGGACUUUACCUGUUGUUUUUAACCCUUUCUCUCCAGGAACAUGUGGAUCAGUACCGUUUCCUCUGCGCGUUUUGAGAAUCCUAUUUUUAAACCGCGAGCAUGAAGGAGACGCGGGUGAUGCCUGCAGGUGAACACGUUAACUGAGCGAUCAUCGAAGUGCUGAAGGAACGUUCUGAGCGACUUGGACUUCACAUUUUUUUCCUUCUACUCCACUACACUUCAGAGAGACACCCGUCAGUUGGACGGUUUCUGCCUCGGUGCCGGAGAGGAUGCUCUCACAGGAAACCAAACUCACGCUAAGCUAACCGGGAUAAAUAAUUCAGCUGUGGUGGAAGUGGACUUCCUGCUGGUGCCAAAGGAUGACGGGCUCGAAGCAGGGUGCCGCUCUCCUGCUGGUUCUGCUGGUUCUGCUCGACCUUCAGCGGGUCGCUGGGCGAUCCUCUCGCCACCGCAGAGGGCACAACGAAACCCGGGCGCAGCAGAACAUCACGCUGGCCGUCAUCUUACCACAGACCAACACCAAAUACCCGUGGGCGUGGCCUCGCAUCGGGCCGGCCCUGGAGCGAGCGGUCAGAACCGUCAACGCCGACCCCACGCUGCUCCCGGACCACCACCUGACUUACGUCUUCAGGAACAGCGAGGACAAGAAUAACAUCUGCUCCGAGUCCACCGCGCCGCUCAUGGCCGUGGACCUUAAGUUCAUGUACAACCCGUGGGCUUUCAUCGGGCCGGGCUGCUCCUACGCUUCCUCCCCCGUCGGUCUCUUCACCACCCACUGGGACGUCCCGAUGGUUACCGCGGGCGCGACGGCCGUGGCCUUUCACGGAGCCGUCUACCCGUCCAUCACCAACACGGGCCCCACGCACAAAAAGCUGGGGAAGUUCGCCCUGCGGAUCUGCGAGCAGUUUGGGUGGCAGGAGCACGUGAUGCUCGUGUUCAGCGACAUCAAGGAGGGCGACCGGCCGUGCUACUUCGCGGUGGAGGGCUUGUACAUGGAGCUGACCAGCAUCAACAUCACGCUGGCGGACGGAGUGUUCGAGGAGAACAAGCCGGUCAACUACUCGCACAUCGUCUCUGAUAUCCAGAGAUACGGCCGAGUGAUGUUUGUCUGCUGCUUGCCCGACAUCUUCCGGAAGUUGAUGGUGGAGUUUCGGCGUACGGACCUUCAUCACGAGCAGUACGUCUUCUUCUUCAUCGACGUGUUCGCAGACAGCCUGAAGCACGGAGAGCCGUGGGCGCGCGGAGACGAGGACGACGCCAUCGCCAGGGACGCCUUCCAGAACGUGAAGAUCCUGACGUACCGCGAGCCGCAGAACCCCGAGUACCGAGAGUUCGUGAAGCACCUGAAGAGAGACGCCAAACAGAUGUUCAACUACACCAUCGAGGACUCUCUGAUGAACAUAAUAGCGGGGGGGUUCUACGACGGUCUGAUGCUCUACACACACGCUCUGAACGAGACCAUGUCACUGUCCGCCGGCCGGCCUGCAGGGAGGGUCGUCACCCAGAGGAUGUGGAACCGGACGUUUCACGGUGUGACGGGACUCGUACACCUGGAUGAGAAUGGAGACAGAGAGACAGACUUCGCUCUUUGGGACAUGAUCGACACCAACACCAGCGCCUUCCAGAUAGUUCUGAUGUACAACAGUUCAGAGGAGCAGCUCACAGCCAAACCUGGAACCACACUGCACUGGCGCGGUGGAGUUUGUCCUCUGGAUGUUCCCGUCUGCGGCUUCAAGAACGACAACCCUGUCUGUGCCACAAAGACGGUCACCAUCCAUCAGAUGGUCUUCACCGUGGUGUUCUUCAUCUUCACGAUGACCCUCACCGUCACCAUCUUCAUCUACAGGAGGAUGAAGUUGGAGAAGGAGCUGGUGGCUCAGCUUUGGAGGAUUUCCUGGGACGACAUCCAGAUGGGCAACCUGGACAAAGUGAUGCGCAGUGGCAGCAAGCUCACACUGUCCCUGAGAGGCUCUAACUACGGCUCCCUGAUGACUGGGGAUGGAAACAUGCAGGUUUUUGCAAAAACUGGAUAUUAUAGGGGAAACAUCAUGGCCAUCAAAUACUCCAACAGGAAACGCAUCGAGCUGAACAGGGAGGUCCUGUUUGAGCUCAAACACAUGCGGGACGUUCAGAACGAACAUCUGACGAGGUUCAUCGGGGCGUGCAUCGACCCCCCCAACAUCUGCAUCAUCUUAGAGUACUGUCCCAGAGGAAGUCUGCAGGACAUUUUGGAGAACGACAGCAUCACUCUGGACUGGAUGUUUAAGUACUCUCUCAUCAAUGACAUCGUUAAGGGCAUGGUGUUCCUCCACAACAGCGUGAUCCUCUCUCACGGGAAACUCAAGUCGUCUAACUGCGUGGUGGAUAACCGCUUCGUGCUGAAGAUCACCGACUACGGUCUGUCCAGCUUCAGGUCUGUGAGCGACUCGGGGAAGGACGCUCACUCCUACUACGCCCAGAGGCUGUGGAUGGCUCCGGAGCUGCUCCGCAUGGAGGCCCCUCCUCCUCAGGGGACCCAGAAAGGAGACGUCUACAGCUUCGGCAUCAUCCUGCAGGAGGUGGCGCUGCGUCGGGGAGCCUUUUACCUGGAGGGAGAACCCCUCAGCCCCAAAGAGAUCGUGGACCGGGUGGUUCUGGGUGAAUGGCCCUGCCUCCGGCCCACCAUCGACUCCGAGAUUCACAGCCCUGAGCUGGGGCAGCUGAUGCAGCGCUGCUGGGCGGAAGAGCCCACCGAGAGACCGGAGUUCAACCACAUCCGGGUGCUGCUGCGUAAACAGAACAAGGAGUCCAGGACUAACAUCCUGGAUAACCUGCUCUCCCGGAUGGAGCUUUACGCCAACAACCUGGAGGAGCUGGUGGAGGAGCGGACUCAGGCGUACCAUGAAGAGAAACACAAGGCCGAGAACCUGCUGUACCAGAUACUGCCUCAUUCGGUGGCGGAGCAGCUGAAGAGGGGGGAGACGGUUCAGGCCGAGGCCUUCGACUCGGUCUCGAUCUACUUCAGCGACAUCGUGGGAUUCACCGCCAUCUCAGCAGAGAGCACGCCGCUGCAGGUGGUGACGCUGCUCAACGACCUCUACACCUGUUUCGACGCCAUCAUCGACAACUUUGACGUUUACAAGGUGGAAACGAUUGGCGACGCCUACAUGGUGGUGUCGGGGUUGCCGGUGAGGAACGGGAAUCUGCACGGGAGGGAAAUCGCCCGCAUGGCGCUCGCCCUGCUGCACGCCGUGCGAACGUUCGAGAUCUGCCACCGGCCCGAGCAGCAGCUGAAGCUGAGGAUAGGAGUACACAGCGGUCCGGUGUGUGCGGGGGUGGUGGGUCUGAAGAUGCCGCGCUACUGUUUGUUCGGAGACACGGUCAACACGUCGUCACGCAUGGAGUCCAGUGGCGAAGCGCUGAAGAUCCACGUGUCGGCGGCGACUCACGACGUCCUGCGGGAGUUUAACUGCUUCCAGCUGGAGAGGAGAGGAGACAUCGACGUGAAGGGCAAAGGGAAGAUGACCACCUAUUGGCUCCUGGGAGAGAGCGACAGCCAAUGAAAAGAUAGCUUUCAGGGGACAGAGAGGAGGGGACGGAGGGACUCCUCUCCUCCUUUUUCAUUUAUGAUGGGUUCAGACGAGAGGAAAAGGCUGGUGCUCUCUCAACGUCCAAGGUUCAGAGCUCCACUGCUGGCUCGGCUCUUUAUCAGAGGUUCAGGGAGUCACCAGACGUAGAUUAGACUGCACUCACAAUGUACAUGCAUGGAGAAGAGGGAGAGUGUUAAGCACGGACAGAGGAGGACUUUCUGAAAGCUGUGCAGGGACAGGAGGUGAAGGAGGAGCAGAGACAUGCAAAGACAACCACAAUAACGUUCUACCGUGUGCUGCAGAUCUCAUGUGUUGUACGAGUUGAGGUGGGUUUACGGGUGACUUGCAGGUUGUACACCAACAGCUCUGCAGAGGACUCUUCCAUGGGAGCUCCAACACUGAGAGGCUGCAAAGGACUCCUUUCCUUUUUCAGGUCUGAUGGAUUCAGACUUGAGGAAAAUGCUGCUGCACGGACGACGCACCUGCAAGAACUUUUUUUUUGCAAAACCUAGAGAGUGAGGAGCGCUGACAGAGAACCAAUAAUAACGUCAGAUGGUGUGCUGCAGGUCUCAUGAGUUGUGUGUGCAGUUGGACGGCUCCCCCCUCUAACACCUUUAGUGCUGCAUAGCUUGGUGUUUCCCUCAUGAAAGGGUCAUUUUUGGCAGUGUUAUCACUUUACAUCUUCCCUAAUUGAAGACUUCCUAACAAUAGGGCGGAGGAUAUCACCCCGGUUUUUCUACAUAUUGUACCGUGGUGUUAGCAUCCUGUAAUUCACUGUAACAAAAGAAAUACAGAAAAGGCUCUAGUGCCUUUUUGACAUUAGUUAUCAUAAAGAGGAAUAAGCACUGAGUAAAUGAAGACAAACGCACAUCAGGACUGUUAAACAUCAGGCCAUUACUUCAAAAUAAAUCCAAUUAUUCAGUAAAUUAAUAAGUGUUCAUAUUACAUAACACAUCAGCCCAUACCAAAGUGUAUUAAUAGAUGAACUGGUGAUGAAAUCUGACCUCUAAACAACACUCUUCUUCAGUUUACCAGUGAGAAGACUUCCUCAGAUGAAUACUAACUGGUUGGUUUCGUAAAUGUAAGUUUGGUUCGUUAGAUUAGCCAUUAGCCGCCUUUUCUACAGUGGAUGAAACGGGGCUCACUGCUGUUGAGCGUGACUUCUGUGAUCAGGUGGACUGUAGCAGGGCUCAUUCACAUUUCAACCAUCCAUCAACACCUCGCUGAAGUUGCUCAAUGAUGGCCAGCUUUGGAAAACAUCAGUAAACAUGAUUAGAUCUCAGUGCCCGUUCUCUGUAAAUGUUUCCUUGUUUGUUUUUCAAUUAAAAAAAUGCAAUAACUUCAA
Messenger RNA from Eleginops maclovinus (Patagonian blennie), 4986 nucleotides. RefSeq names its product atrial natriuretic peptide receptor 1-like. Gene Ontology annotation, biological process: protein phosphorylation; intracellular signal transduction; receptor guanylyl cyclase signaling pathway. Gene Ontology annotation, cellular component: plasma membrane. Lineage: Eukaryota; Metazoa; Chordata; Actinopteri; Perciformes; Eleginopidae. The coding region runs from base 432 to 3614 and encodes 1060 amino acids. The transcript has 23 exons. Gene Ontology annotation, molecular function: natriuretic peptide receptor activity; adenylate cyclase activity; guanylate cyclase activity. The record is from RefSeq and is a predicted model, not a curated record.